AUGCAGAGUUCCAACCAUCAAGCAAUAAAAUAAUCUAGCUGUCUUGAUUACAUUUUUGACUCAUGGAGUAAAUCAAUUGAUACUUCAAGAACAAAGGAACCCUAAUAAAUAAAAUUAAAAUCACCAAAUAGAAGAUAAAAUCAUUUUUAAUAUAAAUCUACAUUAGACUAGAAUUAUGAAUAUGAUCACGAUUAAAUAAGUACAACAAAAUCUCAAUUACAUUAAAAAAAUUACAAUGUUCCUUUAAAUUCAUAUAUCAACAAUCUCGAUGGUCGUAAAGAUGAACGAAAAGAUGUACAAUUUUUAUCUAUAAAGAGAAUUAUUAAAAAUUAAGUUAGAGCUCAAACAAUAAAUCUUCAAAUAAAGGUAGAGCUGAGGUCUGAAUGCAUUGCUAACUAUUCAACAAUCUUUUCUUAGCCUAUUAAAAACAGUUAACCAAAUUCAUUGAGUUAUUCUUUAAACUGCAAAUUAAUUCUUCCAAAAAUUAAGUAGAUAAAAACUUAAAAAGUAGUAGGAAUAAGAAAAUUUUAAGUUAUUUGUAAGGUAAUUGGGAAAUUUAUUCUAUUGUUCUAUCACAUUUUACCCAGUACGAGUCCAAAAAGAAUACUAAUAAAUAGUAAAGUAAAAUUGGCUCUAAAUCUCAGGAAAACUUUUAAAUUUGAUAGAAAUAUAAAAUAAUCUCUAUCAAAAUCUUUUAAGUAAUGGAUAGAACCCUCUUUAUAGAAAAUAUUUUACUAUCUGCAAAAUUCAUUUCCUAAAAUUUUUCAAGAAAAUAUAUUUGAUUAGAGAGAAGUUCAGGAUUCAGAAUCAAUCUGGACUUUAAACUUUGCAAAAUUUUUAUUUUAAAAUUUAGAACUCAUUACUAGAAAAGGCAAUAUACCAAAAGAAAUAAUAAAUGCAAUGUCAUAAUCUAUAUACAAAGAAAAUAAUUAAUUUGUAUAGUUGUUCGUGGCAUAAAGAACUCAUUUUAAUAAAAAACCAUUCAGUAUUAUGGAACUCUAAUUAUUAUCUUCUGAAUAUAUUUUAUUUAACGGAAUAGUGAUACAACUAUUUGAAUUAGCGAAUAAUUUGAAAUAUCAAUCAUUUAAUCACAAUGUUAAUUGCAAAAUAUAAGUAUUAAAAUUGGUAAGCAUCCUGAACCUAUACUACAUAAGAGCCUUCUAAGAUAUGCCAUUAAUAAAUUAGAAUAUUCAAGAAGAUCAAUUAUACACUAGAAUGAUACACAUUACUCCUGAUGAAGAUUAACUUUUAUAAUUGUUGGAUACAAAGGAAAAAAGCAAAUAGGAAAGUAUGAUUUUAGGAUUGAAACAUGAAUAAUAAAUUUAACUAGUACUUUAAUAAAGAGAGAAAUAGAACUAAAAACUAGAAUUACUAUUCAAAAAAUUUAUCCAUAAUUUGGGUUCUUAAGUAGUGAUUUUUUGA
Messenger RNA from Paramecium tetraurelia, 1422 nucleotides. RefSeq lists its product as uncharacterized. Lineage: Eukaryota; Ciliophora; Oligohymenophorea; Peniculida; Parameciidae. The transcript is spliced from 2 exons. The record is from RefSeq and is a predicted model, not a curated record.